AUGCCGUCCGAAUCAUACUUUGAUGAGGAAUCUGUCUCUGAUUCUCAACGAUUACUUUCUACAUACUCGCAAUCAACUGAGGACUAUGAAACUGACGAAAAGUAUUUAGUAAAGGAGAAAAGUUUACGAAAAAAGAACUUUAAUUGGACCUGUCUUGGAUUUCUAUUGAUAUUGGUUAUUGUUGUCUUAUUAUGGGUUACAUCCAUCACACAGCUAUUGGUAGAAUUCAGUACAUCUGUGAAUACUGAGGACAUACCAAAAACGGAUUCAAAGCGUUUAGAAUUUGAUGAUGUCUUCAACUCUUCCUUCACAGUUAAAAGAGCAAGUUUAGUCUGGGUUGAGAAUGAUCCUAGAGACGGAAUUUAUACUUUUAGAGAUCCAGUUUCUAAUGAUAUCUUGAUUGAAUCUAUUGAAGAUAGAAAAAGUGAAGUCUUUGUAGAAGCCAAGGACCUUAGAAUCAAAGAUCGUCUUCUUGAUGUUCACUCCUUUGACCUAUCACAUGACUCUAAAUACCUUUUAUUGAGAACAAAUGUUACUAAACAAUGGAGACACUCAUAUUUAUCCAGCAUAUACAUUUACCGCAGAUCAGAUAAAGCACUCUUCCCUCUAACCAAUACCUCCACUGUAGACACUGAACCAAAAAUUGCUUAUGCUGCAUGGAGUCCUACUGGCCACAAAGUUGCUUAUGUCAUGAAUAAUGAUAUUUAUGUCACAGAUUUGAAGAGUCAUUAUAGAAUCACAUUCGACGGUUCAAAGACUGUGUUUAAUGGUGUACCUGAUUGGGUCUAUGAAGAGGAAGUAUUUGCUACAAAUUUUGCUCUUUGGUGGUCUCCAGAUUCUACACAUAUUGCCUUUUUAAAAUUAGACGAGACAGAGGUGCCUGAAUAUCAUCUGCAGCUAUAUACAGCGUCCGGAUCAAGUUACCCCAAAGAGACAAAUAUCAAGUAUCCAAAAGCAGGAUCACCCAAUCCAAUUGUUUCCCUACAUGUUCAUUCUUUUUUAACAAACACAACAGUUGAUGUUACAACUAGUAGUGAAGACAACACCAUCCUACAUGCAAAUCAAUAUAAAGACUUUGCUAAAAACGAUCGCUUGAUUGUUGAUGUUGCUUGGUGUACCUCGGCACAUAGCCAUUUGCUGUUUAAACAAACAAAUAGAGUACAGGAUCACCAGUUCACUAACCUUGCUGUGCUUGACCCUUUGGACAUUGGAAACUCUACAGUGCACAAGAUCCAAGAAUACAAGCCAAAGGAUAAAGGAUGGAUCGAUAUCGCUCAAUCUAUGGUCUACUUGCCAUCUAACAAGAGCGAUCGUGUACAGUUUCUUGAUAUUGCUGAUAAUGAGGAAGGCUUCCCUCAUUUGGCUAUAGUGACUGUUAAAGAUAAUGGUCAUACUCAAGUCUCUUGGUUGACUUCUGGAGAAUGGGAAGUUGUCUCUGGAACUGUUGAAGUAGACCCAGUGCGUCAACUUGUACACUUUAUUUCAACUGAGAGAUCACCCUAUGAACGUCAUUUGUACAGUAUUUCAUUGAAAGAAGAAUACCCCGCUUCGUCCAAAGUAUGUAUCACAUGUCCUAAUAGCCCUGACGAGCACGCAUACUAUUCAGUUUCAUUCUCUCCCAAAUCUGGCUAUUAUAUCUUGAAUUAUGAAGGUCCUGGUAUUCCAAAUACGGUUGUUAAGAAAGUCAACGAUACCUCUUUCAAGGCAGUACUAGAAGAUAACCUUGAUUUACGAUUACUUUUACGAGAUUACGAUCUUCCCAAGAUGCAUAUGAAAACUAUUACAAGUGAUGAUGUCGAAAUGACUGCGAUGGAAGUUGUUCCUCCUGAUUUUGAUGCAAGCAAAAAGUACCCAGUAUUGUUCCAUGUUUAUGGUGGCCCUGGUUCGCAGCUUGUUUCAUACAAGUUUGAACUAAGCUGGCAAACGUUUGUCGCUAGUCAAUUAGGAUUCGUUGUUGUUACUGUAGACGGAAGAGGUACGGGAUUUAGAGGCAGAGAUUACAGAGUUGGUGUCAGAGGAAGACUAGGAGAGCUUGAGGUGAUCGAUCAAGUCAAUGCUGGAAGACACUGGGCAAGUUUGGAUUACGUUGAUGAGUAUCGUAUGGCUAUUUGGGGAUGGUCCUACGGCGGUUAUAUGACCACCAGAGUCCUUGAAGCGAACAGUGGUGUGUUCUCCACCGGUAUGGCUGUAGCUCCGGUUACUGAUUGGAGAUUCUAUGAUUCUGUAUACACUGAACGUUAUAUGUUGACUCCAAAAUUGAAUCCUCAAGGCUAUAAUCGUAGCGCAGUGAAUAACAUGGCAGGAUUUAAAAAUGCCAAGUAUCUUCUCGUACAUGGAACAGGGGAUGAUAAUGUUCAUUUCCAACAUAGUGCAACAUUAGUUGAUAAACUGACAUUAGCAGAUAUUCACAACUACCGUGUUCACUUCUUUACAGACAGUGAUCAUGCGAUCAAUUACCACAAUGCCAAUAGAAAUGUGUAUUAUAUACUGACUGAAUUUUUAUUGGAGAGUUUUGGUGGACAUCAAUAUAAGCACAUUUACAGUGAAGCAAACGGCAAGUUUUCAGGCCCUUUACCAGAAGAACAUUAA
Messenger RNA from Rhizopus microsporus ATCC 52813, 2589 nucleotides. RefSeq lists its product as uncharacterized. The record is from RefSeq and is a predicted model, not a curated record. Gene Ontology annotation, molecular function: serine-type endopeptidase activity; dipeptidyl-peptidase activity. The transcript has 11 exons. Gene Ontology annotation, biological process: proteolysis. NCBI's taxonomy places the organism in Eukaryota, Fungi, Mucoromycota, Mucoromycetes, Mucorales, Rhizopodaceae. Bases 1 to 2589 code for a protein of 862 amino acids.